Messenger RNA from Magallana angulata, 1940 nucleotides. RefSeq lists its product as uncharacterized. The record is from RefSeq and is a predicted model, not a curated record. The transcript has 2 exons. Lineage: Eukaryota; Metazoa; Mollusca; Bivalvia; Ostreida; Ostreidae. Bases 184 to 1716 code for a protein of 510 amino acids.
CUUUUAAUUUUAAAAAAAUCUAUCCCUAAUGCCCCGUGCGUGCGCAUGCGCAGUUUAACGUAGGGCAAGGUUGUAUGAAUCUAAACAAUAACAGUUACCUGUAGAACCGCCAUAUUGCGAGGUGACGCAAAUGACACUUUGUUUUGAAUGUGUGAAUGGUUUUUAUGUUGAUUUCUCUACGCAAUGCCGGCCCAUUGUUGUGCAUAUGGUUGUAAAAGCAGACAAACAGCAGGUGAAAACAUCAAGUUUUUCCGCAUACCUAAGGAUGAACACCUGAGGGCUAAGUGGAUAUCGGCCAUUAAACGUGAUGAUUGGGAGCCUAGCGAUCAUACCAGGAUUUGCUCCAAACAUUUUAUUAAUGGACAGCCUUGCAAAGAUCCAACAAAUCCUAAUUAUGUGCCAUCUGUAUUCUGCCAUCGGCCCAUCAAAGAAGGUGUACUCCAGGAAAAAGUUCAGCGCCAUAAACGCCUUGUUGAAAGAAAGGAAAACAUCGCCAGGAGCGAGUCAGCACAGGCCCUUCUUACUCUCAGUAUGGACAAACCAGAAAAGUGUGCCGGGACUGCGACGCAGACACCUGUCGUUCAUCAUUGUGAUUCCGAAGUGCAAGGUGAUAUCACGCUCCCUGUGGUGACUAGUCUCAUCGUCACCAACCAGUUCUUGAAAAACAUCUGUGAUUCCAAUGCAGUGACCAUCAAAGAACAACAGCUUGAUCAACAAAGAGCCCAUGAAAUUUGUCGCAAGCAAGAAGAUGAGCUCAAAUCAUUAGAAUGCAGACUUCAAAAGAAGGAGGAAGAAAACACACAGCUAUUGGAAGAGCUCACGAAAAAGACACUUAGUUUCAAGACUAUUGAGGGGGAUGAUAAGAAAACUAAAUUCUACACAGGAUUUCAAAAUUUCAAAACUUUCCAUGCAGUGUUCCUAGAAACAUCUUCAAAAGUGAAAAGAAAGAAAACAAAGCUGUCGAAAGAGGAUGAAUUAUUGCUGACUCUCGUAAAAUUAAGACGAAAUCUUGCUAUGACAGACCUUGCCUAUCGAUUCAACAUUAGUCAAUCCUCAGUUACCAAUAUAUUCCAUGCGUGGCUGGAUGCUCUAUAUGCUACUUUAGGAGGACUUGUGCAUUGGCCAGAGACUGAUGUGUGUCAAUUACCGGAAGUGUUCCAGAAUGAAGUUUUCCGAAAAGUGAAAUGCGUCAUUGACUGUACCGAGAUUUUCAUUGAGAGGCCAUCCAUUUUGAAGGCGAGAGCACAAACCUACUCAAACUACAAGCGCCAUAACACCAUCAAGAUUCGUGUCGGAGCGAGUCCAUCAGGAUGUAUAACUUUCCUGUCUUCAUGUUGGGGAGGUUGUGUCAGUGAUAGACAGAUUACUACUGAAUCAGGAAUUCUGGACAAACUCCUUCCAGGAGAUGUGGUACUUGCUGACCGGGGGUUCAACAUGACAGAAGACUUUGCCCUAAAAGGAGCUCAGCUGAUUGUUCCAGCCUACACAAAGAGGAAAAGUCAGUUACCAAAAGAAGACGUUGAGAAAUCUCGCAUGAUGUCUCGUGCACGGAUUCACAUCGAACGAGUUAUUGGGAGACUGAAGGACUUUGAGAUUAUCAAGGGCCCAUUACCCAUAAACUUUGUGAAGAGAAAAUCAGACAGUCAGGUGACUUGUGGGGACAAGAUAGUGCGAGUUGUUGCAGCUAUUGUGAACACUAACGAUGCCAUUCUGUGAGAUCUGAGUGAAACUGGUUCUGAUCAAUGAACAUGUUAUUGCUUGUAUCACUGUGAACAAGUACAAUUGUUUCAAUUAAUUAAAUAUUGACUAAUCAUUAAAUUUUUGAUGGUUUUCCUGUUAUCAAGUAAUGUCUAGUUGAUUGAUAUUUUUUUUCAUUGUUUUCAUGUUGCUUGUCAUUUAAUAUUGAAUCCAUUGUUUGAAAAUAAUCAGUAAAUCAUUGA